AUGUUUCAGGCCUCUGUGGUCUUUGAGGAUGUGGCUGUGAAGUUCACCCCAGAAGAGUGGGCUUUGCUGGAUCGUGGUCAGAGGAAGCUCUACAGAGAUGUGAUGCUGGAGACCUGCAGGAAUCUGUCCUCCGUGGAGAAGCAGAAAUUUCACAGCAAUGGAGAUCUGACCCGAAAGCAAGAAGGGCUUUUGAGCAGUCCUUUGUUGGAGAGUGUCUGUGAACGUAUUGAAGGAGAUCAAUGUGGAGAAACCCUGAACCCAAUUACAAGUCUUACUGUGCAUGAGGGGUGUCCUACUGGAGGCAAAUCCUGUGAAUGCACUAAGUGUAGAGAAGCCUUUGCAGAUGGUUCCUUCCUAGAGAAGCCGCGAAGACCUCACCCACGACUCAAACCUAGUCCUGGUGAGGAGUGUGGGCAGGCUUGCAGCUCUGUUAUGAGCCUCAACACUCAUGUGGACACAGACCUUGUAGAGAAACCCUGUGAAGGUCAGGUCACCGGGAGAGCAUCGGAGACAUAUGCGAAGAGUCUCCGUAGUAAAAAGUCUAUAGAGUGCAAGAAAUGUGGGAAAACUUUCACUUGCACAGCUUCCUUUAAACGUCAUGUGCAAGGUCACUGUGGACAGAGGGUCCAUGUGUGUGACACGUGUGGGAAAACCUUCGUGUAUCACUGCUACCUUACACGUCAUGUGAGAAUUCACACUGGGGUGAGACCCUAUGAAUGUCAGGAGUGUGGGAGAGCCUUCGGGUAUAAGUCAAGCCUGCAAAACCAUGUCAGGACCCACGCUCGGGAGAAACCCUAUAAAUAUCAGCCGGGUGGGAAAGCCUUCCCUGGUCAGCAUUCCUUUCGAAUACCUGAGAGAAAACACACAGGGUAUGCACCCUUUGAAUGUAAGGAGUGUGGCAAAACUUUCAAGAAACGUCUACAUUUUGAAUGUCACAUGACCACACACAAUGUAGUGAAACCCUAUGAAUGUCUGGAGUGUGGCAGAGCCUUUAGGCAUCACUCAGACCUGCGAGUUCAUAUGAGGACACACACUGGGGAAAGACCCUAUGAAUGUAAGGGAUGUGGGAAAUCCUUCCGGAAGUAUCAUCAUAUUAAACGUCACAUGGUUAUUCACAGUAUAGUGAAACCCUAUGAAUGUAAGGAAUGUGACAGGGGCUUUGGGGAUCAAACACACCUGAGAAUACAUAUGAGGACACACACUGGGGAAAGACCGUAUGAAUGUAAGCAGUGUGGGAAAGCCUUCAGAUAUCAGUGGAAUCUGCGAGGACAUGUGACAACACACACCAGGGAGAGACCCUAUGAAUGUCCGGAGUGUGGGAAAGCCUUCAGGUAUAAGUCAUGCCUACAAGAACAUGUGACAACACACACGGGGGAGAAACCCUAUGAAUGUCAGGAGUGUGGGAAAGCCUUCAGGUAUAAGUCGUGCCUGCGAGAACAUAUGAGGAGACACACUGGGGAGAGACCCAAUAAAUGUCAGCACUGUGGGAAAGCCUUCCUUCGUCACUACACCCUCGUACUACAUAUUAUGAGAAGACACUCAGGGGAUGGACACUUGGAAUGUAAGGAGUGUGGGGAAACUUUCAGGAAACAUCGACCUUUUGAACGUCACAUGACCACACACAAUGUAGUGAAACCCUAUGAAUGCGAGGAGUGUGGCAAAACCUUCAGGUAUCACAGAGACCUAAGGAUACAUGUGCGGACCCACACUGAGGAAAAACCCUUUAAAUGUCAGCACUGUGGGAAAGCCUUCCCAUCUCCUUCAAACCUGGGAGUACAUAUGAGGACACACUCUGGAGGGAGAUCUUACGAAUGUCAGCGGUGUGGGAAUGCCUUUACCUCUCCUGCUAGCCUGCGAGCCCAUAUGAGGACACACGCUGCGGAGAGACCUUUUGAGUGUAUCGAGUGUGGGAAAGCUUUCAAUCAGCUGCAAAUUUUUCAAAGUCAUUUGAAAACACACAGCACCAUUAAAUCCUAUGAAUGUAAGAAGUGUGGGAAGGUGUACAAGUUCUCCUCGUCUCUUCGAGCGCAUAUGAAGAAACACCCUGGGGAGAGACCUUGACAGAUCACUGCUUCCUUCAAGAACAUGUGAGGCUGCACAGUGGACAGUAAGCCUCUGUAUGCAAGGACUCUGCUAAGACCUUCCAGUGUCCCAAAGUCCUGGGCAGAACCUUAUGAAUGACUGCUGUGUGGGAAAGCCCUCAGUUGUCCCUCUUCCCUUCGAGGACCCAUGUGAACUUAAGCACCAUGGAAAAGCCUUUGGGUAUCCCAGGAGUCUGUGAGCACAGACACACUGUGGCAUAGCAUUUAUUCUCCCUUAAAUUCUUACUGAAAAUGCGAGCCAGUACAAUGGAGAUGAUCCUGAAUGGACACAAUUUUGGGAAAACUUCAGGUAUAGAACUUCGUGUAUUUUGUUCAUGAAAAUUCAGGCGGGAGAGAAAUAUUUUCAUUGUUGUGAAUAUGGUUUUGAGUUUCCAGGUGCCUCUUCCUUGAUUGGGAUCCCAAGUGUAUGAAUUCCUAGUUUGUGUCACUGAUGUUAACACUGAUGGUUUUAAGUGGCCUUCUUUGUCCUCUACAUCUGUGUGACCUAGAUGUUGUUACCUCAGACUUGAAGUAAUCACACGGUUAUGUACAUGUCUCUUUCCCAUUACAAUGUCUUUUGGACCCAUAGGUGAUAAAAAUGUGUCUGUUGCUGGUGUGUACAUAUAACUUUAUAUACUUUUACAAAGAAAAUUUAUUGAGUUAUACAUUCCAAAAUGUUCUUGUUACAUUAUCAUGAUAUGAGACUUGUAUUUUCGAAAGUUCUUUUCUGUCCUCUGUUGUGAAACUGGAAUAUUCUCAUUUUGUGUCUACUCUACUUUUCUGUCCUUAUUAUUGGGUGAUAUAUUUUCAUAUCAAUUCUUUUUAUUCAGUUUUUUUAAAAAUUUAAGAAAUGUUUAUUUUUGAGAGCAAGAGAGUACAUACAUGGGGGAGGGGCAGAGAGAGAGAGGGAGAUAUACAAGCAGGCGCUCAGGUUCUGAGCUGUAAAUGCAGAGCCCAGUGUGGGGCCCGAACCCAUGAACUGUAAGAUUGUGACCUGAGCUGAAGUCAUAUGCUUAACCGACUGAGUCAACCAGGUGCCCAUUCUUCUUCAAUUUUUAAAGUUGAUACUGGUUUUGUGUUUCUGGGAGUCAUUAUUAGUGUCUUCGGUUGAUUUUCUUCUAAAUUAUGACUUAGAAGAACAUCCCUUUGAACCAUAACUCAGGUUUGCUUUUUUUUUUUUUUUUUUCCACGAGCAGUGAUUGUGGUGGAAAUACCACUGGGGUGCUUUCCUCUGGCCCUGAGGAGGUAAAGUGUGGAAUGACCAGUACCCUUAAUAUCAGCCACAUCAGCCAGCCAAAGUAUGCCAUCUGAUAAAUUCUGGACAUAGGAGCCUCUUCAUUUUUAUCCUUAUUAGAGAUAAAAACACUUCAUUGUUUCCAUAACAUUCUGCAGUUCUGAGGUGCCCCAAAGGCAUUCCAGCUAUGGGACGAAAUGUUUUUGGUGGUACCCUUGGUAUUUGGUCAUGCAAUGGUGCAUAACAUCCUGUUGGGCUGGACGUCGAAGGGAAAAGUAUUGCUGCUUCGGUGCCUUUAAAAGGAUUUGCAGGGUAUGUGAUUGACUAGGUCAAUAGAGCACGGUAUUCUUGGUCUUGGAUUGUGGGUUUGAGCCCUACAUUGUGUGUGGGAUGAGGUUAGCAAAUAAUAAAAUGGAAUCUUAAUGGGCAACUGGGUGGCUCAGUCGUUUUAAGCGUCUGAUUUCAGCUUAGGUCAUGAUCUCACAGCUUGUUAGUUUGAGCCCCGCAUUGCCCUCUGUGCUGACAGCUCAGAGCCUGGAGCCUGCUUUGGGUUCUGUGUCUCCCUCUCUCUUUGUUUCUGUCCCACUAGCACUCUGUCUCUGUCUCUCAAAAAUAAAACGUGAAAAAAAUGGAAAAAAAAAGAAAAUAAUAAAUGGAAUCUUAAUUGGAAAAAAAAAAAAAAAAGGAUUUGCAAAAGUAUGCCCAAGGUAAUAUGAUCCUCUCUGGCUAUAGGUAUGGUCCUGGUGUUCUUUGGAGGUCUUUCACAAAGUCAUUAUCCUAGAGUUAUUAAUGUACUACAGUCAUGUUAACGACAGUCUUGCGUAUGCAAGAAUUUUAAAAAUUGACCUGAAGGGAAACAACCAUACAAUCAUAAUGUACCUGGUAUUAUGACCAAAAAUGCAUGAGACUUUCAACUAAGAAUUGUCUCAUGAGAACUAGCCAGACAGAUUUAACACCCCAUAAGUGGAAACGCAUAUUUUGAUAAAAUCUCUCAGCCAAUGAAAAGUAAAGAGAAUUACAUUCAUUAGUAUACAUGUGGUUUAAAAAUGAUUAACGAGUUUUCUUCUGGGCAACAUGCAUACAAACUUGUGUUUGACUAAACAAAUGCACACCGUUUUUAAUCACAAUAUA
Molecule: messenger RNA, 4446 nt
Organism: Panthera uncia (snow leopard)
Lineage: Eukaryota; Metazoa; Chordata; Mammalia; Carnivora; Felidae
Product: zinc finger protein 77-like
Exons: 3
Coding region: 1-2061 (686 amino acids)
Biological process (GO): regulation of DNA-templated transcription
Source: RefSeq, a predicted model, not a curated record